Molecule: messenger RNA, 6498 nt
Organism: Penicillium maclennaniae
Lineage: Eukaryota; Fungi; Ascomycota; Eurotiomycetes; Eurotiales; Aspergillaceae
Gene: atg2
Exons: 3
Coding region: 1-6498 (2165 amino acids)
Biological process (GO): piecemeal microautophagy of the nucleus; autophagosome assembly; reticulophagy
Cellular component (GO): phagophore assembly site; extrinsic component of membrane
Molecular function (GO): phosphatidylinositol-3-phosphate binding
Source: RefSeq, a predicted model, not a curated record
AUGGCGUACUUCUUGCCAUCGUUCUUUCAGAAGCGACUGCUUAAAUAUGCCUUGUCACGUCUGGGCCUCGUUGAUACGGAGGCUUUGGAUCCCGACAGUCUGGGUAUCCGCUUCGGACAGAGGAGUACGGUGGAGCUUCGAGAUAUUGGCCUGAAGCUAGAGGUGAGUGUCCCAGCGAUGACCCUGCGCACGCGGGGCGGUCUGCGGCUCGUUCCAAGCUGCCACACGCUUCCUCCGACAUGCGAGCUUAUCGCAGCCCGAAUACAAUUACUGCGGAUCACCGUCCCCGCAGACAUAUACAGCAGCGGCAUCGUCUGCGAAGCCAGUGAUAUCAAUGUGCAUAUUCGCCUGCUAUCCGAUGAGCCAGCUAAGGGGAAAUAUGCAAGGCCAAAAUCACGAUCCGCCAACAUGCCGGGCUUAGUGGGCAGUGAUGGUCCAAUCUUACCCACUCCGUCCAACCUCGCCGAGUCGUUCUUAGAGGCCGAGCCUCAGGAGGAGAAAGAAGAGUUACAAGCUGCGAUAUCGUCACAGUCUCAUGUUUUGCAAAGACCUUCUUCUUUUACCGACGAAGAGGAUGAAGAGCUCGGACUGGGGAAUGAAACCCUAUCGUUGCCGAGCUUUGUUGAGGCAUUCCUCAAAGGCGUGGCAAACCGGCUCCAGCUCAAGAUCAGGGACGUCGCCGUGCGGCUGGAUAUGGAACUGAAACAAGACGGUCCAUCCAAAAGACAGCCCGAAUAUAAGCCGGAUCUUGUCUCGGGCUUGUUGAGCGUACGCGAGAUCGAUGUCCAUGGUGUAUCAGAUUACACUGCUGGUCUAGGUGACUCAUUACCUUUUCGAGAGGGCAAGAGAAUGGUCUACAUCGAUGGUAUCAAUGUCGGUCUCGUGUCGGACCCGGCUGUAUUCUCGAAUUAUUCGCGGUUCACGGCCCCUGCGUCCCCGACCGCGACGAUGCAAUCGAAGGAAAGCCAUCCGUCAAGUAGAGCGCCCUCGCCUCCCCCGUUAGACCCAUCUGGCUCCAUUCCCGGUCUUGCUAUGACACAGUCAACUAUUUUUCAACCCUCUAUACAUUUCGACCACGAGAGUGUCAGUGAUCACGGGAUGGAGGAUUCUUCUACAAUCUCUCAUGGUGGCCGGUUCUCGGAUGCGGACUCUGACCCGGAGAUUAAGCAUGAUCGCUAUCUUGAAGACUCUCGGGUUUUUGGACAUGAUUCGUUCCAAGACAACCCAGGAUACUUAGACUCUGUGAUCGAUACCAAAUUUGACGAUUUCGAUGAUGAACCAUCCGCAUCAAUGCUACCACAGAGACACCCUAUGGCGGAAAGUCACGACAGACUUUCCCACCAGAGCCUCUCGUCAAGGCCCAGUGGAACAGUGCUAGAACAUGACGAUGCAGAACAUGCCGAAAUAGGCUCGAUGACAAGUGAGAAUAUUCAAGGGUCGCAGACUCAUGAAAUGCAGCGCGGAAGCCAUGUGGACCUUGAAGCUGAUAAUCCGGCACAUUCGUUUCAUUAUUCCAAUGAAGCGGAGGAUUCAUUCAUCCCGCAAAUGGGUGCUUCACAGCAUGAAUUACAAGCGUUUGCACCACCCUCCGAAAGUGGGGGCACUGCUUCGGGAUCUGCAACUCCCGAUGCAGAACUUCUAGAGUCAAAAUACUUCUCGCAUGACGAGGCACAAAGCCUAUACAUGAGUGCUAUCAGUCACGGCAAUGGUGAAAGCUUCAUCCCAAAUAUGCCUGGGGCUUGGGAUAGCUUUCCCUUUGGCAGUACAUCGGCGAGCACAUCCGAGGAGCUUGCAGAGAAGACUUGUCCAACCGAAGACUCUCAAAACGACCGGAAAUGCGUCGAUGACGCUUCUGCGUCCACUCCGAAGUUGACCGGCCAGCCUGAUUCUUAUUUUGGCCACCAUUCUCUAGAUGAAACUCAAGCUCAUUCCCAGUCGGCUGAAAAAGCUUCUACCCCAUCCUCGCCUACUCUGCAUAAAAUGAGCGAAAUGCGGAAACCCAUGCUCAGCAUCGAUAAGGUUUUUGUAUGGUUGCCAUCUACUCCUGAUAAGACCACCGACUCGGAAUAUUCGUCUCUGAAAAUGGACCAAGGACUUGGUGACCCUAAAGAUUCAGAGUCUGGAAUGAACGAGUCAAUUGUUGAGGAGAGCAUGUUUGCUUCCAAGGCCUACACUUCCACUAUAUUCCCAAGGGGUCCAAACGAGGCUCAUCUUGGUGAAGCAGAUCGUGCAGAGAAACCGCAGGAAUUUCUUGGAAGCAAAACACAAAAAAUUGAAGUUGAGAUUUUCACAGUCGCAAUCCAUUUUGACAUUGCGACCGGCUGGCUUCUGACCAAAGCAUGUCAGAAGGUGAUGCAGAUGGUGCCUGAAGCAAGUCAGCCCAAGAAGCAAACUUCGCCAAAUCAAUCAGCUCGUCACAUAUGCUUGCAUUUUGUGGUCCAUCAGCUCUCUGCUAAAUUCAUUGAGCACGUGGCAGGACAUUCUCAUUCUGUUGAAAAUGCUGGUGCCCCUCUGCCUCCACCAUAUCAUUCCAUGGAGGACGUUGUCCUUCAAAUUGCUGCGUCAGGGCUCGAGGUUAGCGUGCUCGCAGAUGAAAAGCAGACCAAUUUACAGCUCGAUAUCUCGAAGUUCAAGUUCGGACUCGCUUCCGACGACCUGAUCUCGUUCAAUGAGGCAUUGAAGAUGCGCGAAUCUACUAGGGACAUCAUGACGUCUUCCCCAGUUGAUAUCUCAUUGACAUUAUGCAAGUCGGGUGAAUCCGCCAAAAUUGAUAUAUCUACACUCCCUCUUCAUCUCAACCUCAAUGUUCAGCAACUGGAGGAAGUUCUGGGGUGGAUGGGCGGUCUAAGUACCAUCUUGGAGUUGGGAAGCUCAAUUUCCUCGGCAGCUACCACGAAGGGAGGAUCCAAGCCUCCGAAGAAGCGCCCAAAAGGUGUACAUUUCGAGACACCAAGUCCAGCAUCCGACAAAGGCAACUCAGGCUCUACUCCCUGGAAAGCGAAUGCUCGUAUUGGUGGUAUUGUGCUGGAUGUUGUCGGCGAAACUCAUUACCUUAAGCUCAGCACCACCGCUGUCAAGGUUGUCAGCAGAUUUGAAGGCAUUGGUAUCCAAAUUGACAAGGCGGAGUUGGCUGGUCCACUACCGCUUGAUGAGUCUUCUGACGCACCUGCCAUGAUAUCACUAGACAAUAUUAGAGUCGAACUGCUCUCAAUUCCGAAGGAGAACGAUAUCGAUCGUCUUCUGGCCUUGAUCACACCAUCGAAAGACAAGUACGAUGACGACGAUGAUAUCAUGCUUGAUACGCUCAUACGACAAAGGAGACAAGGUUCUGUUCUUCGCACGAAGGUAGAAGACAUGGACAUUCUGAUUUCCAACCCUACUGGCCUGGCUUCGCUUUCAUUGCUCGCUGUUGAAAUAAGCCGAUUGUCUAAUGUCACCAAAUAUCUUCCCGAAGACGACCGCCCUGGUAUUCUCACCUUGACCAAAAUUUGCAACCUUGAUGUCAAGGUUCAAGUUGGCGGAGAGGUAGGAAACAUGAAUGCACAUCUUGUGGAUUUGGAAGCUGCUUGGAUUAGUAUGCCGUCACUCAUUGCGACUAAAAUCGAGAGCAUCAACAUUCUUCGAAAGACCAAGAACAGCAAUGAGGAACUUGUGGGUGAAGCUAUACAUCCCAGUGCACAGAAAACACAGGAACCCAUGUUUAUGGUUCGAUUCAUUCCUGAUGAAAUGGACCCCACAUUUAAGAUCAAGUUGAAUCGCCUCCGUGUCGAGUACACAAUUGCAUCGACCAUGGCUUUCCUUGGCCUGGGCCGCAACACAACAGGUGGAGAAGUGGUCGGUGAGAUGGCAAGUUCCAUUGCCAAUCUUGUGGAGCACUCGGGCCGAGCAACAGACUCACUGGCUUUUGCUGCAUCGGCGUCUGACACAUCCAGAGCUUCCACAAAGCCAACAAGGCUGGCAAUUGUCUUACGCGACUGCGUUCUUGGUCUCAACCCUUGCAAUUCUCCAUCGAAGGGGCUUGUGGUGCUGACGAAUGCCAAAUUGGGUGGCUUAUUAAAUGGUGAAGAAUCCUCGGAGGCCACACUGGACAUCCGGAAAUCAUCGAUCAUGAUCAUCGACGAUGUGACCAACGAUGGCUACACCGACAAUCUUCAUCAACAUACCUCAGCUGUUGUUCAGAGCAGUCAAGUCCAGGAAUACAUUGGCAAAGGCUACGUGCCGGUUUCUACAGUCUCUUCUGCGACGGCUAUUGUUAAAUUGAUGACACUUGCCGAAGACGGGAUGAAGUCACUGGAUGUUGAGCUUCGCCCUGAUCUGUUGAUUCUCGAAACAUGCGCGGACUCAACGCAAACAUUGAUCAGUAUAUUGAAUGGACUUCAGCCUCCAACGCCUCCCAGUGUCGCUGUGAAAUAUCGAACUGAGGUCAUGCCGCUUCAGGACAUGCUUGCUUCCUUUUCGGGAGACGCAUUUCCAGCCGACUCUAGCUUGCAUCCAGACUUUGAAAGAGCUUUAGAACCUAUUGUUGAAGGACAGUCCUUGGAGGAGCAAUUGAGCGACGAACUUGAAUAUGUCAGCGAUUUCAAUUCAGGAAACCAAGCUGUAGAGGCUUUGACACCAGGCGAGAGUGACGAUCUCCUUGACAGUUUCCAUUCACAAUAUCAAGUCUCAUCUAGCAUUGGUGAGCUGGACUUUCAGGAAGAUCAUUUCGCCAAACAGUCUGCCGUUGGAGGUACUGCGCACCGGUGGGACUCUAGUCACAACACUUACGGUCUUACCAAUGACACGAAGCUCGAACGGAGCCCACUUCGAGUCAGGAUUAGGGAUAUGCAUAUUAUCUGGAAUCUCUUUGAUGGGUAUGACUGGCAGCGUACUCGCGACACCAUCUCCAAGGCUGUCAAGGAUGUUGAGACCAAAGCCACCGAAAGACGAGCUCGAGCCUCGCGCAUGUCACCUACCGCUGAGGAUGAGGAGGAGUCUGUCAUUGGCGAUUUCCUGUUCAACUCAAUCUACAUUGGAAUCCCGGCAAACAAGGAUCCGCGUGAGCUCCAUCGCGAAAUCAAUCGCGACAUCGACGAUCUCACUAGCGAAACUGGGAGCUAUGCGACAACAACUACGGUAACCGGUGCGACCAGUCGGCAGGGCCGACCUACGUCUACGAGGGAGAAGAAGCUACGGCUGCACCGGAGCAAGCAACAUAAGAUGACCUUUGAGCUCCGGGGCGUUUGUGCCGACUUGGUAGUCUUUCCGCCAGACUCAGAGGAGACACAGAGCUCCGUUGAUGUGCGAGUAAAAGAAUUGGAGAUUUACGACCAUGUGCCCACUUCGACGUGGAAGAAAUUUGCCACUUAUAUGCAUGAAGCUGGAGAGCGAGAGAGUGGGACUAGCAUGGUUCAUAUCGAAAUCCUUACGGUGAAGCCCGUGCCUGAGCUUGCUGCCUCGGAGAUUGUUCUAAAGGCUACUGUUUUGCCCCUCCGGCUCCACGUUGAUCAAGAUGCUUUGGAUUUCAUGAGCCGAUUCUUCGAGUUUAGAGACGAGUCCGUCGAAGAGUCUACUACCCCAGGCGACGCCCCAUUCCUACAGCGUGUCGAAGUCAACGCCAUUCAGGUCAAACUGGACUUCAAGCCGAAGAGGGUUGACUACGCUGGUCUUCGAUCCGGUCGUACCACGGAAUUUAUGAACUUCUUCGUGCUGGAUGGUGCCGACAUGGUUCUGCGACACGUAAUUAUCUAUGGAGUGUCUGGAUUCGAUCGACUGGGCAACUCGCUCAAUGACAUCUGGAUGCCGGACGUCAAGCGGAACCAGCUCCCUGGUGUCCUCGCAGGCCUUGCACCUAUCCGGUCUCUAGUCAAUGUGGGCGGCGGUGUGAGGGACCUCGUCCUGAUCCCCAUGCGCGAGUACAAGAAAGAUGGUCGAAUUGUACGCAGCAUCCAGAAGGGAGCCAUGGCAUUCGGCAAGACUACAUCCAAUGAAUUCGUGAAGCUAGGCGCCAAGCUCGCCAUCGGUACCCAAACAGUUCUACAAGGAAUGGAGGACAUGCUGACGUCGCCCAAUGCUUCCACUGCCUCGGCUGAGAACCGGGACGAUGAGGAAGAGGCAAAGAAGAUCUCCCUCUAUGCCGACCAACCCGUCGGUGUGGUUGCAGGCAUUCGGGGUGCCUACAGCAGCCUCGAACGCGACCUACUCCUCGCACGAGACGCGAUCGUAGCUGUGCCGGGCGAGAUCGUUGAGAGUGGGAGCGCCAAAGCGGCAGCCAAGGCAGUAUGGAAACGUGCGCCGACCGUUGUCCUUCGACCGGCUAUUGGCGUGUCCAAAGCUGUCGGACAGACCCUGCUGGGCGCAGGGAAUACCUUGGACCCGAGCAAUCGGCGCAAAAUGGAAGAUGUACUUAGACAUCUCACACCCCCCCUGAUUUUGAUCUCGACUAACGAUUCUUGCAGAAAUAUAAACGUCAUUGAGAACGAUCUGCGAGCCGACUCCCACGGUCGUUUGGAUUUUUGA